This is a messenger RNA of Saccostrea echinata, 3536 nucleotides long. RefSeq lists its product as uncharacterized. The transcript is spliced from 3 exons. NCBI's taxonomy places the organism in Eukaryota, Metazoa, Mollusca, Bivalvia, Ostreida, Ostreidae. Bases 79 to 3330 code for a protein of 1083 amino acids. The record is from RefSeq and is a predicted model, not a curated record.
UUUAAAUAACAACUUCUGGAUAUAUCUCUAGGAUAUGGAAAUUCCUUGGACCAAAAGUAAACAACAUUGGGUCCCGCCAUGGAAGACUGCCCCAUAUGUCCCCAUCUUUCAAAGCUGACACAUUUUUACAGAGGAGUCUAUCCAAAGGCGCUUCGCAGACUGAUGCAUCUAGAGAUUGUCAAUAAAUCCGCUGGCAGUUUUGUCGAAUUCCUUAACGAUAAGAAAGAAACUUUAUUUCACCUGAAAGGCAAACAAUGCUGCUGUGGUUACAGGCGGAGAAAUUCAGUGUUAAAGGAAACCGAGUGGAAUAAUUUAUAUACAACUCAGAAUAACUCUUGUCCAAACAACUACACCGACUGCUUCCAUGUAUAUAAAGCUCGAGAAUGGUUGACGGUAGAUCACCUCGAUUUUUCUCUUGCUUGUGUUCUUUUGCGCAACAUCUGUCCAGGUCAGUACGAGAACACUAUCAAGACUGCUCAGAAACAUAGAAAUGAAGUCAUACACUUAGAAAAGUCAUCAGUAGGUGGAGAGGAAUUCGAAUUGCUUUGGAACAAGGCAUUAACCUCACUGUCUGAUAUUGCUGAUCUUGUAUCCAAAGAGUUUAAAGAACAGAUCAUUCUGGAAGCUGAGUUAGUAUACAAAUAUAAACCGGAGUUUUCACGAUAUCUAGAAAAUACACUUUGUGAGAUAGAAGAACACGAAAAAGAUGACUCGUUUACGCCUACAAAAGUAACACAGUCCAUAAUACACUCACUGGAUCAGCAUGGCAUUGUCAUAAUUGUAGGAUACCCAGGCAGCGGGAAAUCCUCAUUAGGUCUGGAAGUGAUCCGACAAAUGUACUCCAAUGACAAAACUGUGAUCAAGCUCAAUCAUGUUCAUGACUGGAGUAAACUUAUCAAUCCAAAAUCCGGUCAUGUUGUCUUUAUUGACGACUUUCUAGGAGCAUCAAGUACCACCCUCGCUGGGAUUUUGGAGGUAAAGCCUCUUUUUAGCACAAUUUUUGCUUGUGUGAAGAAUAGUAACACCAAAGUUGUGUUGACAAUUCGGAAAUCAAUUUACGAAAGAUGGCACGACCAUUUAGAAGAAUCAAGGUUAUUUAAAUCUGAAAAUGUAAUUGACCUGGCUGCAGAAGAGAAUUGUCUAACUCUAGAAGAAAAGAAAGCUAUGUUAAGAAAUCAUUUCCAGAGCAAAGGAAUUAGUGUGAUGAGAACAAAAAAAGAGACACAAGAAUGUCAUGAACCCAGUAUUGAUCAAUUUACAGUAGAUGCCAUUGCUCAUACAAGUGCUUUUUAUUUUCCUCUUUUAUGUUUCUUAUUCACAAAGUCAGAAAAACAUCUUCAUCUUGGAUUGAGGUUCUUUGAGCAACCGAGAAAGACGUUAGUAACAGAAAUUGAUUCAUUUAGGAAAUCUACAGAAUCAAAGGAAAGAUGGAAAUAUGCUGUUUUGUCAUAUACCGCAGUCUCAGGAAACGUGAUCAACCCUAAAAAAUUAAACACGGACUGCAUAACUAUGAUUUCAGAAUCUUUAGACUUGACAUUACGAAGCAGUAGCGAAUUCAAAAGAGUGGUAGCAGACGCAGCCGAGGAAUUGAAGAAUGAUUACCUUAGAUUGACUAGUCGAGAUACAUACGAGUUCAUCCACCAUACGUUUUUGGAGGCAACAAUCCUUUCUUGUGGAUUGGUUUUUCCAAAACUGGUGAUAGAACAAUGUAACAAUGAUACUUUAUUUGAACUGAUAAGAACAGAGAGUUAUGUUGAGAGAGAAGGAGAGGUUGUCUUAAGGUUAGACUUGGAUUGUUUUGAGACACUAGCAAAGCGAUUUAUUUCAGAAAUCACAUCUGACAGUAAAAUAAUUCCCCAUGUUUUAUUCCAUCCUGUCAUGGAAGAUACAGAGUUUUCUGAGCAGUUUUUCUCUCAGCUUGAGUCAUCUAUCUUAAAUGAGGAUUUGUUACCGAGUGAUGUCUACCUUAUUUUAAUAGAAGCAUCGAAAUGGGGUCAUCUAAGAACUGUGAAAGCUUUAUUCUCAUCCAAUAUUCCGCGACAUGUUGUAGAGGAAGCGGUUAACUACGCAAGUUAUAACAAUCAUGCGAGUAUUGUUGAACUUUUAGUCAAAGAUUUGAAGCCUGAUCCAUACUUCCUACAGGCCUGUAGUUUUGGUUGCGAUGAUGUGGUCAGCUUGUUGCUCGAGAAAGGUUUCGUACAAGAAUUGGAAUUAGUAAAGGAGGGAAUUUUCAGGUCAUCUAAAGCUGGUCAUUCAAAGAUAACCAAUGUACUAAUCAAUGUUUAUAAAAUCUCUACAGGGGCUUUUGAAUUUAAGAAAACAAUCAUGAAAAUUUUAUACGACGCAAUAGAAGCAGAGAAAACAAAUACUGUAAUGGACAUCAUAUCUUGUCAGGAACUGUGCAUAAAUAUGGAAGAUUUAAUUGGUUUAGUUUUGGAGUCAUGCUAUUCAAAUCAAUUGGAGUUUGCAAAAUACCUUCUCCAGAAAUACUGUCAUUUGCAUAUUGAUGAUGGGACUUUGUUGAGAUUAUUCAAAGGAAGCAGACGAUGUGUAGACUUGGUUUUUGAAAUGGAAGAUAUUUUCUGCUUACAGGAUUAUUUUGGAGACGAAAAUAUUAAAAUCAUCUUAUUUUCCGCUAAUCAAGGAAGAUACAUUAUUGAAAAGGCAUUCGUACACUUUCCACAAAAGGUCGAAAGAUCUUUACAUUCGUCACCUAUUCUGUUGCUUCAUUUUUUAUGGAUCGGUUGUCAUUCUGUUGUCUCUCAGGUCCUUCAGGGGAACAUUGACCUUCUGCGAAAUGUCCAGAAGUUUGAAAAGGUUGCAGAAAAGUAUUCCAUUGGCGAAUUUGCUGCUUUUUGCGGAUUUCCAGGUUUUGAUUUGUUCGCAACGAAUGGGUCUCGUGAGAAGCUUGACUUACUAUCUUGCUGUGUUGAAGGAUUUCGAGCAGAAGGAAGGCUACCGGAUUUAGAGUACCAUUUGGGCUAUCGUAAAAAUGUACCUUUUGACAUGAUAAAAGAAUCCAUUAAUUAUUUUGAGACGGAUUCUCGUCAACAUGGUUAUUUUCUUUGCUUACAGUCUCUGUAUGAUGAAACCAGUAAACUCAAUACAGGUUCUCCAAUAUUUGCUACUAUUAUGGAGAUCAUGCAUGACCAAUUUGAAUCGGAGACACUGUCCUUCUUGAAAAACGAAGUUAGUUCCUUGUCUCUUCAUUUACUGACAGUAUCAAGCAUGAAAAUGGAAGUGCUAAAAAUGUUUCGUACAAUACUUCUUCAACAUUUAGACUUUGUGAAACUUGAAGAAAUGUGUCCGGUAAAUCAUUCCAUGGAAUAAAAUAACUGAAAGCAAAUACCAUCAAUAUUCCUACAUCGGAUUUAUUAGGUAUAUCGACGACGACACUGUCCUGUUCCUGGUGGUAUUUACUGUAUAAUUUAAAAAAAAAAAAACUUUGGUAUUAUGACCCCCUAUGCUUGCUAAAUCUUUUAAAGGACUCGUAAGUGCCGAGGAUAUACACGUAUUAUUUUUGUAUUUUUCUAUUG